Molecule: messenger RNA, 795 nt
Organism: Caenorhabditis bovis
Lineage: Eukaryota; Metazoa; Nematoda; Chromadorea; Rhabditida; Rhabditidae
Source: the annotation of a GenBank genome assembly
AUGACAACAUACGGUGCGUUCACUGCAUACACACUCCCAUCAACUGCUAAUCCAGCUUCAUUCAAUUAUUCGAUGAGCAGCGUUCCGCAAAUGACAAUGUUUGCUGGAAGUCCCUAUAGUGCAGCAAUGAUUCCGCGCAAAAAUCGGCGCGAGAGAACGACGUUUAAUCGGCAACAAAUUGAAAUAUUGGAGAGUCUCUUUGCUCAAACACAUUAUCCGGAUGUGACGACUCGUGAAAAAGUCGCUGAGCAAGUUCAGCUUCAGGAGAGCCGUAUUCAGGUGUGGUUUAAAAACCGUCGCGCAAAACAUCGUCAACAAGAAAAACAGAAGCCAAAACCUGAUGCAUCAAAUGCUUCUGCUACUGCUAGUGCUGCUGCUGCACCACCAGGCCCGAAGCAAAAUGUUUCGCCUACUUACCAACCACAGAUUAGUAGCGAGCCAGAGACAGUUGACACCAAGCCAAUUGCUCUGCUUCCACUUGAAACUCCAAAACGAGCUAUUAAAGCCGAGGUGAUCACUACUGCAGACACUCCAACUUCUACUGAUAACUCCUGGAAUGCGGAUUCAACUACUUCGCCAACUAGCCAGGCCAAUAAUUCAACCUCAUCAGCAAGCAAUACUUCUUCUUCAACAACUGUUUCUAUCAGCAAUCCGACAGUUUAUAACUCGUAUCCAUUUUGUCCGAGCUAUUAUGCCCCAAUGUUUGAAUACAAUAGCUAUACUAAUUCACAAUACAAUCCGUAUGCAAACCCAUAUCCGAAUCCCCCGUAUUUCUUUCCAAAUGGUUCCCUUUAA